AUGUCGAAGAGAAUAAUGUGUGAAGUAUUCUGUACUGCUGAAGAUAUGGGUCUUCAAAUAUUUUACCAGGACUGUGAUAGCAUGCAUAUUUUCAAUGAAGACAUACCAAAGCUUGCAGCAGAGUUUAAGAAGAGAUACGGUAGAGAACUUAUUGGUAAAACAUUAGGUCAAUUUCAUUCUGAUUUCGCAGAAAUAACACCUGGAAAACAAAGUUUAGCAUACAAGUCAAUAUUUUGUGGAAAGAAGACUUACAUAGACUUACUCACUAACGAUUUAAAUGAAGUUGCAUUCCAUGCACGUUGCAAAGGUGUCAAACAAGACGUCCUUGCUUUAACAGCAAAUGAAAUGUUUCCUGAAGCUAUACAAUGCUAUUACAAUGAAGAUAAGAACAUUCACAUACCUGUUGGAACAUAUGACAAAGACUCUGAGUUCAGUUUAAUGAAACUUUACAAAGCACUUUAUGAUGGUCAAGAGAUUGGAUUUGACUUAUGUAAGUCUGCUACACCUGCAUUUGAAGAGAAGUUUAACUUCUCAAUAACGACUAAAACAAGCUUUAUUCGUAAGUUGAAGUUCUGA
Messenger RNA from Trichomonas vaginalis G3, 576 nucleotides. RefSeq names its product organellar and viral DNA polymerase type B. The record is from RefSeq and is a predicted model, not a curated record. The transcript has a single exon. Lineage: Eukaryota; Parabasalia; Trichomonadida; Trichomonadidae. Bases 1 to 576 code for a protein of 191 amino acids.